UGUUAUUGUUGUACUAUUGGCUGCGUUGCGUCGCUAAAGUUGCGCCGUGCGGUAUGCAACGUUUUUUGGCGCGCCCAUUUUAAAAAUUUCUUCUUAACGGUUCCAAAAAAUAAAUAAAGAAUUCUUAUCUUGUGAGACAGUGGCUCAAUGUGGUAAGAAUGUCGCCCGCUGAGCAUCAUGUGGUUACGCCCAACGUGGUGAGCGAUGAGGAUUACCAACUGGCGGCAAGCACAGGCGGAGAAAAGUGGAAAGAUGUGCCGGGGUAUCUGAUGGCGAUGGCGAAUUACCUUGCUGGCCAUGUCAAUGAAACGGAGGAUGUGGAACGCUUCAAUGGGCCGAUACUUAAGGCGAGCAUCAAAUCGGUCUAUUGGCUAUUUCUCAUCCAGUAUGCAGCGUUGGCAUUACUCGGCGUCCUCAUGAACAUCAUCAUCAUCGUGUACAUCAUGUAUCAUCGGCUUUACAAGGAUGUCACGCAUGCGUUCAUUAUCAACUUGGCGUUGUGCCAUUUUGUGCAAUGCGCUCUCGUGUUGCCCAUUUCGCUGAUGGUGAUGCUCAUUCAGAACUGGAUAUUUGGGCAAUUCCUUUGCUUCUUUCUGCCCAUGCUGCAGGACAUUCCGUUACAUGUUGCCAUGAUAUCGCACAUACUGAUUGCCUGGGAUCGCAUGCGUUGGCUAAGCGAUCCGCUCAAGGGUCGCAUACCCGGCUUUGUCUGCUGCUGUGCCACCUGGCUAACUGGCAUGGUGAUUGCGCUCCCUUAUCCCAUUUAUACGAUUUACGUUGAGCUUGGGGACUAUAUGCCACAGUUGGCUGGCAUUGGGCUCUGUGUUGUCAAUUUGAUGGAUGACAUGCAGGAAUACUCACGGGGAUUGUUUCUAAUCAUGUACUGUGGACCGGCUGUUUUAUUGUCGUAUUUGUAUAUUCGCACCUCCCAGGAGCUGCGACCCCCCGACGGUCCCUUUGCGGUCAUGAUGUACGAGCAUCGUGCUGAUGUACGCAUGAGACAACGCAACUCGUCCACAUCGUCGGUGGAGCCGCGCACUCUGAGCGGCGGAGGCGUUGCCGGUCUGAGCAAUGGACAUCACGGGAGCAGCAACCGUUCGUAUGAUCUUUAUAGCGCCGAGCUGGACGUGCAUCGGGAGAAGCGUAAACAGCGCAAUUUUGGCAGCAUGGCCGCCACCCAAGUGGUCUGUUUGUGCCCAUUGAUGAUACUGCGAUUCGCACGUCUCUCGCUCGAGGAGACCUACGAGAAUCAAAAGCAUUUCGAUUUCACCUACCUGAUGUUUGUGUGGGUCGCAUUCCUGCCCACGGUCAUAUUUCCAUGUAUCUAUGCCUCCCAAAUAUUGCCCAGGGACGAACAGGAGCGACUGCGAGGCUACUUUCGACUGUCGACCAAAGGCAAGUCGAAGGCACAGCGACGCAGCGAUGCGGGCGAUGUCAGCUACCGCGAGGACUCCAUCGAGAAGGAUGAGCACACGAACACCACGAACGUUGUGGGCAACGGUCAUGGGUCACACGCUCAGGGCGAGUCGCAAAAGCAGAUGGCAAAGGGCGGCGGACGACAUGAGCGGGGACAUGGACACGGUUCGAGCGAUCGCUAUAGUGGAGCGCCUUACCGACAAGCGCAGUCUGGCGGCAAGGAACGCGAGCGUGACAGAGAGCGUGACAGAGACAGAGACAGAGACAGAGAGAGGGAGCGAGAGAGAAGAGGUGGCAAUGCACUGUCGGGUCGAGGAGCUGGCGAUGCGGGCGUGGUGAACAAUCUGGGCAAACAUAUGCGGGGCAAGAAGCACGAUGUCAAGAUCAACAUCAUCUCGGAUGGCGGACAUUCUGGGACACACAGCCAUCAGGGAAGCAAAAGGCAGCCGGCCAGUGGCAGUGGCAGUAACAACAGCAGCAGUCGGGGCAAAUCGGGCAGCCAGACGCGUCAUAAACUGGGCAUUGAAUGCAUGUCCAUGUCGAACAAUUCGGUGUCCAAUCUCACAGCGUCGACUUACUGCAAUGGCGGCAAUGGCAACUGCAGCGUGAUCAACGACGACAGCAGCACCAGCAACUAUGGCGAUGGCGAGGAGAGUUCGGUGGUCAGCAGCAUGAUGCAUCCGCCGCAGCGAUGGCCAGGAGCUACCCCAACAGGAGGCGGUGCUCCAGGCACAGGAUUGCGACACAAGGACAUCUCGUUCAGCGAAUGCAGCAGCACGAUUUCCAGCAGCACACUCGAACGGGAUAUGGAGAUAAUGGAUCUGUUGGAACGUGAGCGGAGCAUGGACAUUCAAGAGAUGAUGCAGCGGGAGCAGCAGGGCGAAAAGGUGCGUCUCUCGAUGGGUCGCCAGUUGCCCGACAUUGAGAAGAUCUACGCUCAGCGUUCGCCCAAACCGAAGCGUGACUCCAGCUAUGGCUAUGACAAGGCUGCCUUGGCUCUGGUGAUGCCUGGCAGUGAUCCCUUGAGCCUCUCGUUGUCCAGCGGUAGUCAGCCCACGGAGUACAGCAUGUGCUCCACGUUGCAGGACCAGCAACAGCAGCAGCAACAACAACAACAACAGCAGCAGCAACAGUUGCUGCAACAUCAGCAGGCGCAGCUGCGUCUCAGCCAACAGCAGCUGGAUCAGCUGCCGGAGGAGGAGGACGAGGUGCCGCAGGAUUUCUACGACAACUAUACGCCCGGUGGCAGCAACAACUUGCCGCCAGCCGUGCAAGCGGCAUUCGCCGGCGCCACCGCACCACCCCCGCCCCCGCCCGCCUAUCAGUAUCAAUAUACGCGACGUCUCAGCCGCAAGAGUUCGGGCAGCGGUUCGCAUCAUGUUGGCGGCGUCGGCGGCGGCAGCAGCUCGACACGUGGCACCAAACGCGACAGCUUCAAUUCGUUGAACGGCACCGAUCUGAUUGCCGGCGCCUUCUGUGAACUGGAUCCCACGCAGCCGCUGAAUAAAAUGGCUGGACUCGAGGGACGCAUGAGGCGCAGCAGCCCACGAAAUGCGAGCUUCAGUUCCAGCUCAGCGCGCAGUUCGCUAAAGUCACGAGAUUAUGGUCACGGCUCGGCGCAUUCGGCGCAUCCGGAGCUCGAUUUUAGGGAGAAUAUUUUCGCUGAGCUGUAAGCUGUUUUAUUUUUUAUUUUUGUUGUUGUUGUUGUUAUCAAGCUGCUGCUGCGAAAUGUGGCGCAAAACAAAAACAACAAUAAACUUUUCUAUCAACGAUUUGUGGCAAGAGGGACAAAAGGAUGCUGUGAAACAGAAACUGAACAUUUUUCGUUUCUAUUUUUAUGUUGUCGCAGCUUUAGAAACACUUUUUUUUUUUUGUGGAUUACGACAAGUGAAUAAAGUAAAUAAAAAUUGCAAAUAACAAUGCUUACCUUAUAAAACUAAUGGAAAGAAAGCGUUUAAUGAAGGAUUAGCCAGUUGAAUGUUGGGGAAAGCGUGCCUAAAAGAUUAGAAAAACAAAAUGAAUAGAAAAGCAUAAAUAUAUUUUUAAAGACCCAAAAGACAGAGUGAAAGGUAGAUGAAAAAGAAAUAGAAAAAGAGAGAAAGUUAAGGAAAUUAACUAUUUUUUAAGAAGCUGAAAAAGGCAAAACAAAAUAGAAAACACAUGAAGUUUGCAUUGUUUGAAAAUAUUCUAUAACUAAUCAAAUUAACUAUGAACACUUUGUCAAACAGCUAAAGAUACUUCAAUUUUGAUAGCAUAAUUCAUGUUACAUAUUUAACAAAAAUUGUUGAACAAGAAACCCCCUAGGUUAAGUGAAUUUUUGCUGUGUUUAGCUAAGAAGAGUUCUUCAUAAUAUAAAUAAAAAUAACAUAAAAUUUAAAUAAAUGAUAAUACUAAUAUAUCAAAGAUCAAGCAUUGCCUAACGACGCUUGCAAAAUGUGCCAAGCAACAAAAAAAAAAAAGAAUAUUGAAAUUUUUAACACAAAAAGCAAAACAUAUUUUGCGUACGUAGCAAGUACACAGAAUGCUUUGAGGCAGUGUACGAGUAAGUUAAUUGUGGGGAAUUCAAAGUGGUAACCUGUUGGACUGAUUGUAACUGGGCGAGUAUUAACAUUAAAAUGUAAACCAAAAAAAGAAAAACAAUUGUCGACUUGUUGUUCGUUUUUACUAACAGGUUGCCAGGGUAUCGCACAGUCGUGCAUACCACACACACACACACACACACACACACACUUUAAAUGUUGAAUGACUUUCUUCAAGUUACACAACUGCGUUUUCUUGUCACGCCCUGUACCCAAAAUACUUAUAGUAACAAAUGAUUCUCCUCCUAAGACGCAAACACAAUUGAUUGUUAUGAAAUAUUAUGAUGAUGACAGACAGACAGACAAACAUAAAUAUAAUCGUUAACUGUAACUCAAGGCUUUAUCUUUCACCAUGCGGUUGUAAUACAAUUUUCGGGGAAUUGAAAAUGAAAUACUAAAAAAAGUAAAGAAGAAGUGUUGUUGAUGUUGCCGCUUUUUUAAAAUGGGUACAGGGUAAAUACAACAAAAUAAAAAAAAAUGAAUAACGAAAAAUAAACAUAAUUAUAAUCCAAUUGAAUAUGCAAAGUAAAUACAUAAAUAGAUAUAUAGUAUAUAUAUUUAUGGUGAAAUGUUGUGCAAACGUUUUUAAAAUAUUAAAUGAAACCCCAUAAAGUUUUACUACAAGACAUAAAUAAAAUAAAACAAAUUAUUAAACUAAACACAGAGAGAAAUCUUAAAAAAUAUUAAAAUAGACACACACACACACACGUAAUAUAUACAUAUA
Messenger RNA from Drosophila albomicans, 4719 nucleotides. RefSeq lists its product as uncharacterized. The transcript is spliced from 7 exons. Lineage: Eukaryota; Metazoa; Arthropoda; Insecta; Diptera; Drosophilidae. Gene Ontology annotation, cellular component: membrane. Bases 159 to 3089 code for a protein of 976 amino acids. The record is from RefSeq and is a predicted model, not a curated record. Gene Ontology annotation, biological process: neuropeptide signaling pathway. Gene Ontology annotation, molecular function: neuropeptide receptor activity.